CAUUCACGCUUGGCCUCCGAAAGAAGCGGUUUUAUGUUCACGGCUGUCGCCCGGCUACUAUUUGGUGUUUUAGAUAUUAAGGGGUAUUUGAAACACGCGUAUCUUCGAUAAUUUAGGCCCGUCCUAUCUGAAACGUCUUGUCACGAAUCACUGGCUGAACACUAGUCUAUGAUAAUCUCUGCCUGCUCUUCGUUAUUCCCUGUAACGCUUGUGUUCGACACUCAGAACAAAUAUUGUGAUUGCAUUUGGUAAUCAAAGAUUUUGCAAUGUUUAGAUUGACCACACCUCACAUACUCUUCAUCCUCUGGGUUACUCUGUGGCUUACAGGAUUGCAUGCAGGCAAGUAUCGGAAUCGGCCGCCAAUUAAAGGGGAGAAGUCCAACCGAAGAAUAUCAAAACAAACUCAUUGUCAACUGGGAAAUGGAUCUUAUGAAAUUGAGGAAAGAUGGCGGCCAGACUUGGGCCCUCCAUUUGGGAUUCUCCACUGUGUGCACUGCGAAUGUAUAGCGGUACAGCGUAAGAAGAAGUUCGUUGCCAGGCCAAAAUGCAAAAAUAUAAAAAAUUUCUGCCCUACACCUACUUGUGAUACUCCAGUUCUACUGCCUGAGCAUUGCUGCAAAACCUGCCCAAGCCAAGAUCUUGCAGGAUUGGAAGAAGACUUAGCUACCAAGAAACUAGAAGAAGACGAUGACGACAGAAAAAUGAAAGAACUCACAGUUCUGCUUACUGGGAAAGCUUUAUCUCCACCAGUACCAACAGAGGGCGCUGCAAGGGGAUAUUUUACAUAUAUGAAGAGAAACCUGCAUUAUACUAUCCAUUAUGUGGGAAUGGAACGACCGACUUGGGUACGGUUUACAGAUGAAAAUCGUAACAUUCUCGAAGAACACAAGGUGGCAGAAGUAAAUUUUCACAUCGAAGAUUCCAAAAUCUGUGGUGUUUGGAGGGAUGUUCCUAAAGUUUAUCGCCGGAAGCUGAUGAAGGGAAGACUCUACCUUCUCUUGGCAACUAACCAUCACCCUGAUGGGCUUGUUUUUGGCAGAUUUGUCAGGGCCAAGGAGAUGAGGCUUAAACAAGAGGUCUACAGCUCAGUGCUGCUUCCAGAUGUAUCACGUUCACGUGAAACUAUAGGAGGAGGUGGUAUCGCAUCCGUGUUCCUUGGCCAGGAAAAAAUGUAUCUUAAUUUAGAAUUCAACGGUAUUUUCACCCAUGAAGAUGCAAGAAAUGUGAAUGUACUGAUACGUCUACAUCAAGAGACUUCGUUAGGCACAAGAGAACUGCUUACUGAGACUUUCCACAUUCUAUCCAAGGUCGAUCCGGACUACAAUGCUGCAGAAAUCAGAUUUGACCUGACGAAAAGCGAUGAAUCCAUGCUUUCGCGAGGGAAGCUUAUCUUAGAGAUUACGUCUGCAGAUGGCGUUCGUGUGCUAAGCGGAAGAAUAUUGCCCAAGACGACUUGUAACAUUUUUCAGGCCAUUUUGACCACGAGGGCUUCAGAAGACAGAUAUGUUUCUAAUAGUCACCCAACUGGCUUUGCUGUCUUAAGUCCACGGAAAGAUGGAUCCGUAGCUUACUCGGUUUAUACUGAAAGACUUAGUGGUCCUUUAUUAAAAUUAGCUCUUAAGACAGCAGGUCCAACCAACGCGGACAUGAAGACAUUGUCGGAAGUGGACAAACUCUACAUUAAGGACUCUUGGACCAACGGUACUUUUAGUAAUGUUUCAACUGGAGUUGCAGAAAGUUUGCUGCUUGAUGACCUCCAUUUACACUUGCCAACAAUGAAGCAUCGACGAGAGCUGAUUGGACGAAUCCGACAAAGAUUAUAUACUGAAGCUUUCCUCAACGGUCAUCCUUUCCUUCUUCAUGGGAAUAACUCAGCAACGGGUCAAGUAUGGCUUUACAUAGACUCUUUGUGCCAUUUACAUUAUGAAGUCUUUGUCAGUGGCAUUGCCAAUGACGAGAGCCUACCGAAUGGAAGGAUUAGACGCCACCUGGUGGAACUUAUGGAAGUUCCAAUCAACCAUCACAAACGGAAUAAAAAGAGGGUUCUCAAGAAGUUCGAUGGCGAGGAAGUGGGUGACAUUUUGGAAGAUUUAACGAGAAAUACAUUCGCCAACCUUGAUUAUGGGAAGAGUUCCUUCCUUGUGACCACCAAAACUCAGGGAUUCGGAAAGUCUGUGGAGCUUGAAACUCAGUUGAACGGUUUGCCAGUGCCGGAAAAUUGCUACUCUCAUAAACAGAAGACCGGAAGUGAAGUAUACUUUCCUGGUGAUUCGAAAUUACCUGUGGAGAAAGAUAACAAGUGUUACUUUGAGAAGAAAGAGUAUGAGGAUGGAUAUCAGUGGCUAUCACCUCAUGAUGCCUGUGUCAUGUGCUUCUGCAAACGAGGGAAGAUCGAAUGUGACAAAACAGUUUGUCCUCCUAGUGAAUGCGAAUCGCCAAUUACCGUGGCUAAAGAAUGUUGCCCCAUGUGUCCAGAAGAUAAUCAUCUUCUCAACAAGGACGUUUCUAAAUCCCGAGGUUGCUAUUUUCACGGAGACAAGAAGUUUCAUUUAGCUGGCACCAGAUGGCACCCCUACAUCCCUCCCUUUGGUUUUUCGCGAUGUGCUAUAUGCAAAUGUGACGCAAAAUCGCAGAGAGUCAUGUGCCGGAGAAAGAAAUGCCCCGUUUUGCCAUGUGCAGAAGACGACACCUAUCGAGAACACCCACUAGACUGCUGUAAAAAGUGCAAGAAAAACCAUCGACCAGACCAGCUUGGAGAUGAGGCUCAUUCUAAAAAUCCUCACGAGAUUCUGGCUGCAGGCGGAUGUCGUUUUCGAGGUGAGAUUCGAACAAACGGGUCAGAGUGGCAUCCUACUGUACAACCGUGGGGAGAAAUUACGUGUAUUAAUUGUCAUUGUAAGGAUGGUCGAGCAAGAUGCAAGCGAAUGAAAUGCCCCAAGUUGACGUGCGUAGUUAAAGUACAUCCAGAAAAUGAAUGUUGCUCACGGUGUUUGGAUCCAAGUGAGAUCAAAAUGAAAGGAAACCUGCAUCACCAAGGGUGGCGACGAAGACGAAGACGUGACAGAGAAGAGCAUUAGGAUGGCAAAUGGACAACUCCAUAUUCAGAUGCUCAAGAAAAGCACCUCCCAUCAAGACCACUGUAUAUUUUGUAUGUAAAUAUUGCGUUUACUUAGCAGUGCCACAACUAACGUAUUUAUAGAGUGUCGUCUUUGUGGACAGACUUCCUGUUUCCAUAGAAACUUCAUCCAUUGUUGAUUUCAUCCACGGUACUGGUGUAAAUGAAGCUUAGUCAACUAAUUACACGCUUUCUGACCAUAUGAAGCUACGCUUGCAUGUAGAUAUUAUAUUUGAAAUUGAGUUAAGUGCCAAAGUAGCGACCAUGUCAGAGAAUGGUUGUAUAAUUAUUAGUGGUUAGUCCUGCGUGAAGCCACUAAGAGAAGGGGCUACUUUCUGAGUAAUGUCUGACAUGAAUUGAAAAAACCACCGUAUUGUAUUUUGUUUGUUAUCUAAUUCUAUUAUAUAUCAAACUGUUUGGAUUUUUUACAUGACGUUACCAGUUUUGUUUAGUUUUUCUAAUGCCUAUUACAAGAAUUAGAAAUAUCACUAUUCUUAUGUGUUUUAGUACCUAAACUAUAAGCCUGUACAAAUCCACCCAACAGCUAUUGAAAAGCUUUUUCUUAUCUUUGUUCUUAAAAUCGUGAGUCGUUCGUUCAGAAAUUACCAAAUUCUGGUGUCAACUUUGAACAACAGACCAAUGUAUCAUGUAAAAUUUUGCAUAACCUUAAGGUUCAAAAGACGCAACCAAAUUCCCAAAUAUUUCUUCAGGUAUCAAUGAAAGUUAUUCCUAAAGCAAGGCUACUUUUACCACUUCAUUUUGAUCUUGAAUUGCAAUGUAAGAAUUUUCAACGUGUUAGUGACAUCCAGGACACGCUGCCACUUUAUAGAAAUAGAAACAACAAUAAAUAUCGUGAACUAUUUGUUAUGACGUUUGUUUGCUGAGGUCUGAUCAAGCAUUUUCAAGACCAUCAAUCGCCGAACGUUCUGAGACAAUGAAAGUGUUCACAGUGAAAAGAACGAAGCAUCUUAUUCUUACUAUUUCUUCUGCUUUGCAUAUUUAUUGUCAUAUUUUAAUUGGUUCCUCACAAUUUUAGAUUAACUCUCUUUCUGAUCGCUUUAACUUCAACAGGAACCGCCAUCGUGACUACGUCCACAACGUUAACAUUUCAUCAAACAUUAUACCUUACAGCCUUGCAUUUGCAGAGUUUGGUAAACAUGACUUUCAGAUUUUCUUUCAGUUGAUAUUAACUAGUUUAGCGCUGAAACAGGUUUUCUGUAGGUGUAUCACUUUACAAAAUCUUGACCCAAAUAGGGGGAAUAAUUCAUAUUUAAAUAAAGAUUUCUCUAGAAGAGGUGAAACAAUGAGCACAAAAGUUGCAUUAUUCAAAUGCUCUAAUACCAAAUCAUCGUUAAAAAGUAAUUUUAAUACUUUUUGUUGUUUGCUGGAUAUUGUGAGAACCGAAAUAGCCACUAAUUUCUGUACGAUCGACUUCUGAUUUCAGGUUUAAAAAGUAAGCAUAAGAGGAACUCUAAAGUUUAGCUCUGGAAAUAUGUAUUUAAAUUGUAAACAUGAAAUAGCUUUUAACAAAAGUUUUGAAUGACUUGUGUAUUUUAUUAUUUGAAUUAGGGGUAUACAUCUCCACUAGAGCCUACAAGGAUCUUUAUCCCAGAAAAUCUGUGUCCCUUCAUUUGGAAUAAUUGGAGCACAUAUAAAUUAUCACGUAGGCUAUAAAUCAAAACUGAAGUUUUCAGGCUCAAGUAUUUAUAAUAUGUUUACUUAUAAUUCCAUAACAUUACAUUUAUCGUUAUAGAAAAUACACUUUGUAUAGCUCUGGUUUAACUAAGACAAGUAAAAUAAAACUGACCGUAACCUAUCUAA
Molecule: messenger RNA, 4936 nt
Organism: Limulus polyphemus (Atlantic horseshoe crab)
Lineage: Eukaryota; Metazoa; Arthropoda; Merostomata; Xiphosura; Limulidae
Product: chordin-like
Exons: 23
Coding region: 267-3077 (936 amino acids)
Biological process (GO): multicellular organism development
Molecular function (GO): protein binding
Source: RefSeq, a predicted model, not a curated record